This is a messenger RNA of Schizophyllum commune H4-8, 805 nucleotides long. RefSeq lists its product as uncharacterized. The transcript has a single exon. The record is from RefSeq and is a predicted model, not a curated record. Lineage: Eukaryota; Fungi; Basidiomycota; Agaricomycetes; Agaricales; Schizophyllaceae. The coding region runs from base 251 to 424 and encodes 57 amino acids.
CUCCUUCUUGUCGCACUGUCUCUCUCCUCUCCGGUGCACUGCGUCUCUUCUCUUCGGUGCACUGCGCCUCUCACCGUCGGCGCACUGCGUCUCUUCCCUUCGGCGCACUGCAUCCCUCUCCUUCGGCACGCUGUCGCCAUCCUCUGCGGCACGCUGCGUCUAUUCGGCGCGCAGUGUUUUUUCCCUUCGCCUAUGAACAUGCGAGGAUUCCCUCCUCUUCGAUCUCGCGCGCGUUUCUCCCCUUUCGCCGAUGAGGAGCAGAGGGCUGGUCUAUCUGACGAGACGCUUCGAGUCCUCCCUCGUCAAUCUCCUUCGAACUCUUCCUCCCUUCCUCCCCCAUCGACCCGCCCACUGUACCCCUUUACUGCCACCCUCCUAUCGGCCGCCUGGCGUAAUGGCAACGCGUCUGACUACGACGCUGUAAUCAGGAGAUUGCAGGUUCGACCCCUGCGGUGGUCAUUCAAUGAAGUCAUACGGGUGGCUUUUUUGGGGUUGGCGGGAAGGGAUGUUGAGCAGCGAGAUGGUUUUUGUUGCUUGGCGGGAAGGGAUGUUCGGUUUUAUGGCGGGCAAUGGGAUUUCAGCUGUGGCGAGAAGGGAAGAGGUUUCCUGGUGGCGAGAAGGGGGAGACGCUCAAAGACGGGCUUUUCAGUGCUGGCAGCGGGCCUUCCGUUAUCGGGCCGCGCGAUUUUCCAGCACCGGGCCCGCGCCCUUCUGCCGCUGCAGCGGACAAAGUCGAAGGAGGACUCUUUGUUCGACUCCUCUACAAUAUCUACCUAUACUUCCUCAUCCCGAUCACCCGUCGGUC